Molecule: messenger RNA, 1308 nt
Organism: Xyrichtys novacula (pearly razorfish)
Lineage: Eukaryota; Metazoa; Chordata; Actinopteri; Labriformes; Labridae
Source: the annotation of a GenBank genome assembly
GAAAUAGGGAGGAGUUUCUGACAGACUGAGUUCAGUUCAGGACAGACUGAAGGACAAACAACCAGGAAGGAAGAGAAAAUUUCGUUUUUUGGAAAUACCAUAGAAAAUUAACACAUAUUGGAUAUUAUCUGCAUUGAGAACAGUAAGUAAUGCCUGAAUUUAAAUAUUUUUAGAGGCAGUUGGGUGACUACAGCUCUCUAAUAACCAGCCAAACUAGUAGGCCUCAAUCCUGCCUGUUGAUUUACAUGUAGUCUUUAUUAGUCAUAUGAAACAUGUAGUUUAAGAAAAACUGGUUUAAAAGACAGCCUAGGAUGUGCUUUAUUGACUCAUUAUCUCAACAUAAAUGAUGACUUUAAUACAGAUAGGUGGAUUAACUGAGGUCAGAAUGUUUCUUUACUGUUUAUCAUGGUGCAUGAUAUAAAAUCUCCUUGAAACGUCUACGAAUCUUUUUCUCGUCUACCUAUUUUCACCUCUGCAGAUGUCUCUGUCUCCAGCUGCCUUGGCUGCACGUCGGGUGUUUGCCGCUGCGGCACACUCAAGUCAUGAGGGUGGAGGUCAGUGUGUCUUUAAUGUAACUCUCAACUAAUUGAAACGAAUGUGCAUCAAACCCUACGUAUUCAAAGCUUCCUUGUGCAACUGCAAAUCACAAGCAGCAGAAGCCUUUUGUUGAAUAUUAACUAAAAGUCUGCAGAGCUGGCAGCCAUCCUGGACAAUCUCCAGGACGUAUAUAAUGUUAUAAAUAUUGACUCUGGAGACACGAUUUCUUUUUUCGAAGCCACCCUCUUUAUGCCACACUUAUUGCUUCAGUCAUCUUUAACUUGCCUCUUCUAUUAUUUUACAGCAAGGACCUGGAAGAUACUCACCAUUGUGUUAGCCGUUCCUGGUGUUGCUGUCUGCAUGGCAAAUGCCUACAUGAAGAUGCAGGCGCAUUCACAUGAUCAGCCAGAUUUUGUGGCAUAUUCCCACCUGCGUAUCCGCACCAAGGUAAGUCUUGAACUGCGUAAUUGUACACCCACCCAUUCUUUCUGAAUAUGAUCCUGCUGACUCUAUUUGUUUUUUAAUUCCCAGAAAUUUCCUUGGGGAGAUGGAAACCACUCACUGUUCCACAAUUCUCACACCAAUGCUCUGCCCGAUGGCUUCGAGGGCCACGAUCAUUGAGUUCUCAGCAGAGUACUUUCUUGGUUAUACUAAGGGGCCAAGAGGCAGUGCCAAUAAACCAAAUGCAUAUGGACAGAAAUAAAUAUAUACUGAGUUUAUUUAUGAGUGCCAUGUCUUUUGUGUAACUAAGAGAAGUGUUUUAAUCAAUCA